Messenger RNA from Pimephales promelas (fathead minnow), 1940 nucleotides. Lineage: Eukaryota; Metazoa; Chordata; Actinopteri; Cypriniformes; Leuciscidae. The record is from RefSeq and is a predicted model, not a curated record.
AUGACUGAGACUUGGAAGAGCAAACAAAAGGCCACAAAAUCCUCAAAUGAGUGUAGCGUCACUGUGAAAACUUUACCAACCCACUCGACUUCACCCACACUUCCACUGACUGACUUUCAGAGGAAACUCAUCACCAUACACCCCACCCUCCCGCCCUUCCUCUUCACUGGCAGCGAAGUGAAGGUUUGGUUCCUCUCCUCGCACUCUGAGUCACUUCAGCUGUCUGUGUAUAAGGGAGGACUGGACCAGGGGUGGGGGGACAGGGAGCAUCUCCCUGAGGGAGUGGAGGAUUCUGCAACGCCACGGCCAGCAGCUGUGAGAUGUCUGCUGAGUUUACAAGGGCCUGAACAGCAUAAGAUGAGAGCCAGUCCACCGCUAAUCGGCUCUCCUCUCUCUCCACAGGUAGGCAAGCUGAUCCAAGAAGCAGCAGGAAAGAGCAAUCUGAAGAGAGUCACGCUAGAGCUCGGGGGAAAGAGUCCCAACAUCAUUUUUGCAGAUGCUGAUUUUGAGUUGGCAGUCGAACAGGCCCAUCAGGGUGUUUUCUUCAACAACGGUCAAUGCUGCACCGCUGGUUCCCGUAUUUUUGUGGAGGAGCCCAUUUAUGAUGAGUUUGUGCGAAGGAGUGUUGAGAGAGCUCGGAGAAGGACACUGGGAAAUCCCUUUGACCCAACCACUGAGCAGGGACCUCAGGUGAGUCUGGAGCAGCAGAGACGUGUUCUGGAGAUGAUUCAGUGCGGCAUCACUGAGGGAGCCAAACUGGAGUGUGGCGGCAAAGCUCCUCCUUCUAAAGGCUUCUUUGUGGAGCCCACGGUCUUCUCCGAUGUACAGGACCACAUGCGCAUUGCCAAGGAGGAGAUAUUUGGGCCAGUUCAGCAGAUCAUGAAGUUUAAAACGAUUGAAGAAGUGAUCGAGAGAGCCAACGACACAGAAUAUGGUCUGGUAGCAGCAGUCUUCACCAGAGACAUCAACAAGGCCAUGACAGUCUCUGCAGCUGUGCAGGCCGGCACUGUCUGGAUUAACUGUUAUAAUGCCCUGACAUGCCAGUGUCCUUUUGGAGGAUUCAAAAUGUCCGGCAAUGGUCGUGAACUGGGUGAGAUCGGACUGAAAGAGUACACAGAGGUGAAAACAAUUACGAUGAAGUUGUCAGGAAAGAACUCUUAAAGCACAAACAUGUACGUUCCUAGCAGCGUGAAGAAGUCUUCCUCUGAGGUUAACCACUACCCUUUAUCCUUCGGUUGUCUAUAGUGGUAAAAUGCCACACACAGUAACCACCCAUCACUUCUGCAUUGGAGCACCUGUUCUGCUGUUGUCAUGAACUACCCUUCAUCUUCAUCCCGCGUCCACCACCGUCACCAUUAACUGCCUACACCCAUUCCAGCUGUGACCUCCCUUCGCCCGGCUCCACUAACCAUACUAAAGCACUCGGAGUCCCGGUGAAGGAGGGCUACACAUUAGGCCACUGCACCAGCAGCAUGCAGACAUUAACAGACUGUGACAGCUCUCUCUGAUGAUCUCCUAUGUUAAGUGUUUUUAUACACUGACUAAAAGGAGGUGUCAUUCUCAAACCUCAUUAUUAACUUACCUUUCCACUGGGUAGAAAUCAAGUAGGUAUAUUUGUUUUUUACUAAGACCACUGAAGCUCUCAGAUAAAAGAUGUUUUCGUUGAAUGAGUAUUAAUUCUAAAAUUUGUGUAAUUGCUUUAUGUGUUUAUUUUUUCAUUUUAUUCUUUGAUUGUUUUUACAAUGUAUAACUUUGUCGAUGUCUUGACCAAUGUAAGCAAAAAUGAUUUACCUCAAAAAAGAAAGCAGAAAAUCAGUGGUGUGUAUUUUUGACAAAUGAUUCCUCAUUGAUGCCCAUUUAUUGUUAGGUUUAAAGAAUUAUGUACUAUAGAAGUUAAGAUAUAGAGAUAAUUUCUUCAUUAAAAUGUUUUACUCAAAGUA